This is a messenger RNA of Phragmites australis (common reed), 1655 nucleotides long. RefSeq lists its product as uncharacterized. The record is from RefSeq and is a predicted model, not a curated record. The transcript has 2 exons. Lineage: Eukaryota; Viridiplantae; Streptophyta; Magnoliopsida; Poales; Poaceae. The coding region runs from base 1 to 1512 and encodes 503 amino acids.
AUGGCCUACAACUUCGCUCCUGAUGUAUGGGGUUGGAUCACCAACCUGCCCCCAUUCUCCCAAUGGCGCACCAACACCAUGUGCCUUUGUAUUUGCACAACACCAUCGGCAUCGGCACCAUCACAGCCAUCCAUGAACAUCUCGGUUGCGAAAGCCCCUCCCACCCGCCAGCCUUCCUAUGUCACCUUCUCCAUCUUUGCAAACUACCAUGUGCCGAUUUCUCUGUGGACGUCAAAGCCAGUCCACCUGAAAACAAAGACACAACAAACUCUAGACGAACAAGAUAUGAUACAGGUGUUCGUUGACAUUGUCAACGCAGUACUGAGGUAUGGAGCAGACAAGAAAUUGUCCUUUCGGUUUCCUGGGGCACAGCCUCAUGGCAACUUCAAGGACGUGUUCAACAUAGUUUUCUUGUCCCUGGCCUUCCUGGUUUGCAUCUAUGAGGCUCCUCGCGAUCUCCGUCCUGGAUGCUUGGAUUCACUGAGAACCCAGCUUACUAGUUCAAAGUGCAGAGAUGCUGCAAAGAACCUUGUCAAAAUGCUCGGGGCAAACCUUGAGGACCAGUGGAUGCAGACAAUGAACCUUGCAGUGACUAACUGGAUUGUUGAGCUGCGAUCCUCAAACCACUCAUUUGGGGUGCCAUCACCACUGUUCUCAUAUGCUCUCUCAGCAAGCGGGCUCUGGAAGGUGCAGUUGUUCUGCCCAGUCAUAGCCAUGGGCAUGCAAGAACCUGCAGAAGCAACACAGGAUGAGCGCCUUCUCUUCUCACUCAUUUAUCAGCAACUUGAAUGUGUGAUUCAGCUAGCUUACAGAACAGUCAGAAAGGAUAACUGGAUUGAUGUUGAGGUGAAGGUGGACAAUAUAAGAUGUGAUGUGGACUCUCUGGUCUCUGAAACCCUCAUGGCAGAACGCGGAUAUGGCUCGGAGGAGAAGCACUUCCCAUCUCGUGUCAUGUUGCAGAUCACACCUAUGCAACAAUCUGAAGUAUUGUCUGUUUCAGUCGGCAAGUCCAAUGACAACCCCACACAUGAGUUCGGUAUUGAGAAGGGUUUUGAGGGUUCAUUUGAUCCCCCAAACUCAUUUGGUAUUAAGGCAUCGGUCACUGAAAGCGUUACACUGGCCAUGAAGCCUUGGAAAUUUGAACAGUCUGUGCAUGGCGACACUGCAACCUUGAACUGGUUUCUUCAUGAUGGUGUAAAUGGAAGGGAGGUUUAUUCUUCAAAGCCAUCCAAGCUUUCCCUGCUUCAGCCAAGGGCCUGGUUCCGUGACAGGUACUCGAAUGCAUACCGCCCGUUCACAAAGCAGGGGGGUGUCAUUUUUGCACGUGAUGAGUAUGGAGACAGUGUCUGGUGGAAGAUCUGUGGUGCAACAUUAGGAAAGACUAUGGACUGGGAGAUCCGAGGCUGGAUUUGGCUAACUUACUGGCCUAACAAGCAAAAGACCUUUCACAGUGAAACAAGGUGGCUUGAAUUCAGAGAAUGCCUGCAGCUUCCCCUUACAAAGUUUUCAUAACUUAACUGUACUCUGAAUGAUUGUAUAGCAGUGUGUGAUCUAAGUAUUGAGAAACCCAUGCAUGUAUGUGGCACAAAAAGUAAGAUUAUUCUAUUGUAAAUGAAUAUGACACCUUACACAGAGAUAACUUCUUGUUUGAGCAA